AUGAUUGAGAUUAAUCCAUGGACCAAAAUAAGUACGAAAGAAUCCGCUGCAAGUAUCUAUAGGUAUUUUUUGAUUUCAAAGCCUGAAUUUUGCCUUGAAUUUCAGAGUUGAUCGUACAAUUGAUUUGGUAGAUUUCACUGUAAACGGCCAUGAAGAAACUGAACCAUCGCUGAUUGUAAGUUUGACUAAACUGAGUUUUGUGCAAAAUUAAUGAAAUUUACAGCCAUUUCAAAAAGAAAUGAAAGAAGAAUUUUGUCAAAUUAUGGGCGAAACAAAGAAAAAUAUACAACUUGAAGAGCAUCAAAGAUUUUCCAUCGAACGAACAAAUUGCAAAUUGUAUGACGAAGCAUCAUCUUCUCACAUGGUUACAUUGAUUGAAGCUAAGCGAAACUGUUUUCAACCAUACCCUGAAACUGAACUGUUGACAACAGUUGCAGCUUUGAAAAUUAUUGGAGACACGAUUUUGCAUCCAGCAAAGUGAUAACUUUGUUUAAAAAAAAUCAUCAAACAUAUUAAUUUUCAGAAAUUGGAAAAUUCGUGCAUAUCGAGAAGUUAUUGAUAGAAAGAGAUGUAUUAUUUUAUGUUCUGAAAAUGAAAAUGUGUUCGAAAUAAAAUCAAGUUUUCCGAUAAAAAGAGAUGAAGAAAUGUUGGAUUCGAUGUGCGAGAUAAAUUCAGCAAUUAAUAAAAUGACAGAAGAUAAUAGAAAUAAGUCAAUUUGUGGUGCACAAUUCGUUGAAUCCGAAUUUCGAUUGGAAAACAAAUCUAUUAAAGCUUGCGUGUUUGGAGAAAUCGAUAUGAUAAUUGGAGUCCAAAAUCAAAUCAGAUUUCGAGGUUUAAUCACAACAACAUAUAAUAAAAUUGAAAGAAAUCAUCGAAUUUCGUUUACCGACACUGAAUUGUUUUACAAAAGUUUUGAAAAUACAUGGCCACGUGCAUUUUGGAUAGGAAUUCCAGAAAUAAUAUAUGCUCUUCGACAAGAUUCGGAAAUGACUAUUGAAUCGGUGAGUUAUAGGGUGAAAGUGAUUUUAAAAUUGAAUAACAUCUAUUUCACAAUUAAAUACUUUUAACUGAAAUUAGUUUUUUUGUAGCUGGAAAAAGUUCCAAUCGAAUGGAUAUCAAAAAGAUACAAUUGUGGAACAAGUCGAUUAGUUGAUCAAUCAGUUUGGUGUGUUGCAAAAGUUUUAUUCGAAAUCAAAUCAAUGUUUGAAUCGAAAACCAAUUCACCGAAUAAUAUUUUGGUGAGUAUUUAUGUAUAUUUAUCCGAAAAUAUCUAUUAAUAAAUUCAGGUAACAUAUGCUGGCGCAAUUAAUGAAGAUGAAGAUGUUCCAAUUAUUCUUGAUUUCUGUCCGAAUAGCUACAGUUUCCGAUUGCUGCAAGAGCAGGUUUAUCUGAAAAAGAUUUUGGUAAUAAUUAGUUGUUUUGUUUGAAAAAAAAACAAGAUUUUUUUCAGGAUGAAAUGAACAACAACGAUACUCGAACAAGGAAAUUACAAUAG
Molecule: messenger RNA, 1495 nt
Organism: Caenorhabditis angaria
Lineage: Eukaryota; Metazoa; Nematoda; Chromadorea; Rhabditida; Rhabditidae
Source: the annotation of a GenBank genome assembly